GCGCUACUGGAGUCCAUCUUGGUCGACUUCGGGACAUACAUAUUGCUUCGUAACAAAGAAUGUCUGUCAUCAUUCGACUCCAAAACCUACCAAUUUCAGCAAACGCCUCAAAUAUUCGACGCUUUUUUAGCGGGUUAUCCAUUCCUGAAGGGGGCGUGCACAUCGUCGGGGGCACGGAAGGUGACGCGUUUAUUGCCUUUGCUACAGAUGAAGAUGCAAGAAAAGCUAUGCUGCUUGAUCGACAAACGAUCAACGGGGCAUCUGUUCGCCUGUUUCUGAGCAGUAAAGCCGAAAUGCAGUCAAUAAUCGAAUCUGCAAAAACUUCAGCUUUAUUUUCUAGUGGAGGAAAUCCGGUUUUAUCUCAAUCUAUAUCUCAAAAGACUGAAACUAUGCAUGCGCUAGAUGUGACAGCUCCUACACUGCCCAGUUCCUUCCCAUCGUACCGUAAUGGAGCCACUCGUGAAUCGUUUGAUGACUCUUCCAAGCAGUAUCCUUACACCUAUAGCAAAGGUGUAACCCUGGAUCCCCCUCGUGGACAAAUUGAAUCAGCUGCACGUAACAACCCGGACAAAUAUCCCGAAAAUUUACCUCCAGAUAGACCUCAUUUUAGUCAGGAUCGAGAUUAUAGUUACAAUAAUCAACCUAAUAUGCAUUCAAGGUAUGAUGAGAUACGAGACUUCCCGCCAACUAACGACUAUGGUCCAAGAGAUACAUACUUGAAUAACCGAAGUGAUUUGGGACAUAGAUCUUAUCGCGAUGAUUACGAUUAUAGUAGGCACCCGCCAUCGAUUACUUCUGAAGACAACUUCGUCUCGAGAGGCAAAGACAAUGAAGGCAAAAAUAGUCCGAGGGAUUCUUAUGCUGAUCAUUAUUCUGCGCUACACGUUUCGGAUGGUAUGACGACAGAUUAUGAUAAGUACCGUGCACAAUCUCCUAGAGUAUUCAAUGAUCGGUUCCCUCCACAUGAUAUUCAAUCACGAGAAUUUGGACAUGGAAAUACCCACCCGUUUCCAUCAGAAUUUAGAAGUGGCCCGGGUCAUCCUCUUGAUCGUGAAACUGCAUGCACUAAUUCUAGGUUGCAAGAGGAACGCGAUUUUUCUGUCAGACCUCCGUGGCUCAACGAUAAUGCUCCAGUUUCAGGACCAAAGCGUCCAUUUCAACAUCAGACUUCAGACUUUGAAGAGUACCCACGAAAACGUCGACCACAACCCUCAUCAUAUGCUCGCCCAUCUGACAUAGUGCCUGGAGAAACUGAUUACGUACUAAGAGUUUGUUUGCCCGCCCCAGAAGCUGGUAUAAAGACUGUUUUCGAAGUUUUACGUGGCGUCCAGGUUGUUCCGAAAUGGGGUAUCCGGGUCGAAGAAGAUUUGCUACAACGUCCCACUGGGUAUGUGUUUAUAAUGAUGACAACUCGUGAUUCAUACGAACGAGCACUCAGUUUUAAUAAUCGUCCUCACAAAGGAGACGUGAUAAAAGUAGUCAAAUGUACUCUAAGUGAAUUUUACAGUGUUAGUGAUACAAACUUUACUUCAAAAUGCCCCCCAGAGGUUGCCAAAAAACUUCCACCACCUGAUCAGUCCUACCCUCCUCAUUACAACGAUGGUUGUCUUGAACUAGCUGAGCUUCCAUCUGAUACCACCAAGACAGAAGUAGUUCGAUUUUUGGGUGCCCCUGGUCUGACUUGUGAAAAUGUUGUACUGGCUCGGUUCCCUCCAAAUGAUAAGUCUGCACCACGCAGUACCAACUUGACUAGGGCACUAGUUACGCUUCCUUCUGCAGAGGAUAUCAAAAUCCUUCUUUCUGCUAAACCACGGCCAUUUAGACCAGAUUCGGGACUUCCAUCAGUGCGCUUAACACCAAUAUCAAAGUUGCAAGUCACUGCUUAUUCAGCCUUAGCGAUCGGUAGUAAAUCUGAAAGUACCAAAGAGUCUAUCAAACCACCUGUUCCUCGUGAUGUUGAUUCGGAGUCUACUAAACCACCUGGUGGCUUUUUGACAUGUGCUUGUGUCAGCGGGUUUUCUCGCACAGUAAAAGAUUCUGAAGUUCUGAAUCUGUUUCCGUCCAUCCUAAUUCCUGGAGAUGCGGUACGACUUGCUCCUGAUGAUAAUAUUGCUUUCAUCGAUUUCAUUAGUGAAAACAACUGUCGUCGUGCUGUAAGUGAAGCAUCGACUGAAGGUUCUAAGGCAAAACAGUUGCAUCCAUCUCUUCAUAUAGAAGCCAUUUCUCGAGAGGAAAUGCUGAACCGUUUGGGUGUUGAUUCAAAAGAUGAACAACUCAACUUUGACAGACCUGGAAGAUCUCGUGACAGAGAUCCACGGGAAUCCCGCAUCCAUUGGGACCAACGCCAGCGUCCGUCACCGAAUCUAUUUGAGAGCCGUCCCCCAAGUGUAGGCAGAGCCAAGUACGAGGACUCUUACUAUGACCGUCCCUCUGUACCUGCCCCUUUUGAUGACCAUCACGACUCCUUCCGUAGGUUCCGCCCUCCUGUGGAUAAUUUACACUCCAUCCCACCACACCAAUCAGAUAUUCCGUCUGUUCCGAGACAACCUGUUCCUCUUCCACAUCGUCGCCCAGUUCCUGACUUUGUUACAGUUUUUGUCGGAAAUCUUCCACCCGCAUGUACUGUUGAUCAACUAGCUGGAAUAAUGCGGGAUUAUUACUUCGUUCCGGGUUCGAUAAGACUACGCCGUGAUCCUCAAGGACAGUUUGUUGGCGAAGCGUUAGUUGAUUUCAAAACAAGUUACGAAGCUGAUAGAGCGCUCAGAGGACUAAAUGGAUAUCGCGUAGCCGGUCGACCCUUGGUAUUGCAUUUUGAUCACCGGAAGUAACAGGUAAGAUUGUUAUUUAUUUUAUAUUGUAGGACUGCUUGUAAACUUUUUAUGUAAAGUAACUGCUUGCAUUUUUGAAAAUCUUUGUGUAACUUAGUUAUUUUCUCAGAUUUGAACCUAGAAUUUGACUCAAUAUAUCAAUCCCUUGAAUAAGUCCUAGUCUUUUUUCUCAUAUAUGGGUCAAAUCGUACCCAAUGACUAAGUUAGUUUGUACCAAAACAUUUACGUACAUCCUCUCGAUUCAUUAGUAUUUCUAUAUUUUGAGUGUGUUUAUUGUAAGAUCAUUGCUAACAUUUCCUUCAACGUACUCUAAGCCAAUGUUUCCAGAUGAUAUCAAACUACACCAAUUAUUUCACAAAUUGAGAACAUAACUUAUGGUGUAAAUUAUAAAAUCUCGCUUUGUAAGCACAUUUGAAAGUUAGUCCACUGGUCAACUGCCAGUAAGUUCUGUGAAUACGUUUCUAAGGGAAAUAUCCAGUUUAGGAUUCCCGUUUUCUCAUUAAUGAUCACUUAUAGGAUUUUGAAACAAAUGUUUAUUAUCGUUCAGUCGAUUAUCAAUGUUAAGGAUGUUUUAACUCUUCAUAUUUGGUGCGCUUGCAUUUUACGACGGUGAAAUGUAUAUCGUUGGCUUUAUUCGUUCAUAGUUCCUGUAAAUUUUGAUAAAUUUGUUCUUGUUUAACUUUCAUAACACGAUAAAGUAUUUGUUACAUC
Schistosoma spindalis is the source of this 3539-nucleotide messenger RNA. The record is from the annotation of a GenBank genome assembly. Lineage: Eukaryota; Metazoa; Platyhelminthes; Trematoda; Strigeidida; Schistosomatidae.